Messenger RNA from Saccostrea echinata, 660 nucleotides. RefSeq names its product GLIPR1-like protein 1. The transcript is spliced from 6 exons. The record is from RefSeq and is a predicted model, not a curated record. The coding region runs from base 1 to 660 and encodes 219 amino acids. Lineage: Eukaryota; Metazoa; Mollusca; Bivalvia; Ostreida; Ostreidae.
AUGACGAUUCCAAGAUCUUUAUUGUGUGUGGUGCUUACAGCAAGUUUCUUUGUAUCAUCAUGGUGCGACUUUUUAUCGGAACAUAACAAGUUGCGUGCUUCAGUUCACCCGACAGCCGCCAACAUGAAGAAAUUGAUCUGGAGCGAUGAACUGGCAAAAAUAGCACAAAAAUGGGCAGAUGGCUGCAGUUUAUCACAUAAUUCUUUGAGAUCUCAGCAAUCUGCGACAUUUCAUUAUGUGGGAGAGAACAUUCAGUGGUCUACAAGAGCUCAUACGGAAGAAUACCCUGUAGACCGUUGGUUCGCAGAACAUGUAAAUUACAAUUACGCCAACAACACUUGCUUAAAGGGACACUGCGGCCACUACACACAGGAAGUUUGGGCGACCACUGAAUAUGUAGGAUGUGCUACUAAACAUUGUCCUGACGGACAUUAUUUUAUCGUUUGCGACUAUGGACCAGGCGGAAACUAUCGUGGAGAAAUUCCUUACACCCAUGGAACACCUUGCAGCAAAUGUCCACAUGGUUAUCAUUGUGAGAAUAAACUGUGUACAAAAUCUUCCGCCUCUCACACUACUCACCCCCACACCACUCAUCACAACACCCAUACCACCACCACCACCACCACCACGACGCAUAAACCGCACCACCACCACGGCUAA